Messenger RNA from Vigna radiata var. radiata (mung bean), 1007 nucleotides. RefSeq names its product probable carbohydrate esterase At4g34215. NCBI's taxonomy places the organism in Eukaryota, Viridiplantae, Streptophyta, Magnoliopsida, Fabales, Fabaceae. The transcript has 2 exons. The record is from RefSeq and is a predicted model, not a curated record. Bases 35 to 811 code for a protein of 258 amino acids.
UCCCUUCUCUUGUGGCAGUAGCAAGCAGAAGCCAAUGGAGACCAACACACUCACACUCCCAAAACCCAAAAGGCAAGUCUUCAUCCUCUCAGGCCAAAGCAACAUGUCCGGUCGCGGCGGAAUCGUCAGGGGCGCCAACGGCAAAUACUGGGACGGCGUCGUCCCGCCGGAGUGCGCCCCCCACCCUUCCAUCCUCCGCCUCGCUGCCAAUCUCAAAUGGGAACCGGCAAACGAUCCCCUCCACUUCGACAUUGACACAGCCAAAGCCUGCGGCGUGGGCCCCGGUAUGGCCUUCGCCAAUGCGCUGCGGCCGCACGUGGGUGAGGAGGUGGGACUGGUACCCUGCGCCGUGGGCGCAACUGCCUUAAAGGAAUGGGCUCGUGGUGAGAAACUGUACGAGAAUAUGGUGAAGAGAGCUAAGGAAAGCGUGAAAGGGCACGAGAAUUUCGAGAUUAAAGCGUUGUUGUGGUUCCAAGGAGAAACCGACACAGUGAAUGAGGGAGACGCUGCAGUUUACAAGGUUAACAUGGAGACCUUCAUCCACAGUGUUCGACAAGAUCUCAAUUUACCAUCUCUUCCCAUUAUCCAGGUUGCGUUAGCAUCAGGAUAUGAGUACAUAGAGAAAGUGAGAGAAGCACAAAAAGAAAUUGAUCUUCCUAAUGUGAUUUGCGUGGACGCAAAAGGAAUGCAAUUGAACGACGAUAAUAUUCACUUAUCCACCGAGUCUCAAGUUCACUUGGGUCGCAUGCUGGCUGAGGCUUAUCUUGCACAUUUUCAUGUCUCACCUGUUCAAAAUCAAAUUCAACUUUAACCCCUUUUCUACCUUAAGAAAUCAAUGAUGGUUCUUUAUCUUUUGUAUCGGACUGUAUCUCUCUAUGAAUAAUGAUUGAGUGUGCUUGGUUUUUGUAUCUAUGGUAUAUCGGAUUGUAUCUCUCUAUGAGUAACGAUUGAGUGUGCUUGUAUUUCCAAAUAUAUAUAAUAUUAUUAUGAAGUUUUUAGUUAUUCAA